GCGACGAGACUUCCCGUCCGCACCAAGAUGGCGGCCGCCCCGGUGCCGUCACCCCGGUGCCGAGCCGAGCGCGGCGCCUGAGCCCGCUGUCCCCGGCGGCGCUCCACGAGUUCCCCCGCUCAGCCCCCCGCGCGUCCCGGGCGUCUGUCGGGCUCCCCCCGACUCUCGGGCCCGGCGUCAUGUCUUGGGCGGCUCGUCCGCCCUUCCUCCCGCCGCGACAUGCCGCGGGGCAGUGUGGGCCGGUGGGGGUGAGGAAAGAGAUGCAUUGUGGGGUCGCGUCCCGGUGGCGGCGGAGGCGGCCCUGGCUGGAUCCCGCGGCGGCCGGAGAGCAGCAGACCCCGGAGCCGGAGCCGGGGGACGCUGGCCGGGACGGGAUGGGCGACAGCGGGCGGGAUUCCCGAAGCCCAGACAGCUCCUCCCCAAAUCCCCUUUCCCAGGGGAUCCCCCCCUCUUCUCCUCCUGGCCCACCUCUUACCCCUUCGGCACCUCCACCUCCAAUGCCACCCCCUCCACUGGGCUCCCCCUUCCCAGUCAUCAGCUCUUCCAUGGGGUCCCCUGGUCUGCCCCCUCCGGCUCCCCCAGGAUUCUCCGGGCCUGUCAGCAGUCCUCAGAUAAACUCCACAGUGUCGCUCCCUGGGGGCGGGUCCGGCCCCCCUGAAGAUGUGAAGCCACCGGUCUUAGGGGUCCGGGGCCUGCACUGUCCACCCCCUCCAGGUGGCCCUGGGGCUGGCAAACGGCUGUGUGCAAUCUGCGGGGAUCGAAGCUCAGGCAAGCACUAUGGUGUUUACAGCUGCGAGGGCUGCAAGGGCUUCUUCAAACGCACCAUCCGGAAGGACCUGACCUACUCCUGCCGCGAUAACAAAGACUGCACGGUGGACAAGCGCCAGCGCAACCGUUGUCAGUACUGCCGCUAUCAGAAGUGCCUGGCCACUGGCAUGAAAAGGGAGGCGGUACAGGAAGAGCGGCAACGGGGGAAAGACAAGGACGGGGACGGGGACGGGGCUGGGGGAGCCCCUGAGGAGAUGCCUGUGGACAGGAUCCUGGAGGCAGAGCUUGCUGUGGAGCAGAAGAGUGACCAAGGCGUUGAGGGUCCCGGGGGGACCGGGGGUAGCGGCAGCAGCCCGAAUGACCCAGUGACUAACAUCUGCCAGGCAGCUGACAAGCAACUGUUCACACUUGUCGAGUGGGCGAAGAGGAUCCCACACUUCUCCUCCCUACCUCUGGAUGACCAGGUCAUAUUGCUACGGGCAGGCUGGAAUGAGCUUCUCAUUGCCUCCUUCUCCCACCGGUCCAUUGAUGUCCGAGAUGGCAUCCUUCUGGCCACGGGUCUUCACGUGCACAGAAACUCAGCCCAUUCCGCAGGCGUGGGAGCCAUCUUUGAUCGGUCCCUCUCCAGGGUGCUGACAGAGCUAGUGUCCAAAAUGCGCGACAUGAGGAUGGACAAGACGGAGCUCGGCUGCCUGCGGGCGAUCAUUCUGUUUAAUCCAGAUGCCAAGGGCCUCUCCAAUCCUGGUGAGGUGGAGGUCCUGCGGGAGAAGGUCUAUGCAUCACUGGAGACCUACUGCAAGCAGAAGUACCCCGAGCAGCAAGGCCGGUUCGCCAAGCUGCUGCUACGUCUUCCUGCCCUCCGCUCCAUCGGCCUCAAGUGUCUGGAGCACCUCUUCUUCUUCAAGCUCAUUGGCGACACCCCCAUUGACACCUUCCUUAUGGAGAUGCUUGAGGCUCCCCACCAGCUAGCCUGAACCCAGACGCACACGCGUGCUCCUCAGCGGGGAGCCCUGUGGAGAGGACUGCGCCUGGGCGGGAGGGAGGGCCCGGGCCCAGCCGGAGCCAUGCACAAGUGGUGCGAGCAGGAGGGCACUAAUGCAGCCUGCAAGGGGUCUGGUCCCUUAGCAGCGUGUGCCCGGUCCCCGAGUCAGAUGGGACCCAGAUCCCUGUGACCACUACAUGUCUACCUUCAGUGGCCUUGAGUUUCCCGUGAUGUCGGUGAUUGCUCAUCCUGGCUCACCGAGCACAAAGCACUGGCCCUGGUCCUGGGACCCUGCUCCCUUCAAGAGCGGGAUGGAGCUCCUCUAGAAAGGGUGUUGUGGGGCAAGCCCCCGAGCUGAUGGUCUUCGGAGCAGGGCUCUGACAGCCCUUCAUACCCCAGCCUGACAGAGGGGGGCAGAGGCGCCUGCCUCCUGUAGCUCCCUUUGCGGCACACUGCAGUCAGACUGAAGAAUAAAGGGUGGCGGUAAAGGGGCUGGCGGAGAUGGAGGACUGACUGCUAUUUUAAUCUCCUGUGAGGAGAGACUGGGAGUUAGACUCAAAGAAGUACUGUAUAUCCCCAGGCUGGCCUAGAUGCCAGGGCUGGAGGUGGCAUGUGGGCAAGGGGGCCCUUCAGGUGGUCUGCCCCUGUGGCUUUCCGGGCACUGCCUUCCUCAUCUCACUGGCUCGUGGAAGGGGUCUGGGCAGUGAGGAGGGCGCUGAUUUGGGUGGCCUUUCCUUUUACAGCUGUCCCUACCCACUCCUCAGCACACAGGCUGGGGACUGGGGACGAGAACUGAUGGGGAUGGCCAACCUUCAGAGAUGGGUGCUGGGCUGCAUGGGUUUUACCCCGGGGUCUCUUUUCGGGGGAGGCUCCCUCCCCCGCUUUCUCUUGCACAUAAAAUCGCUUUCCAGUUAAAAUA
Molecule: messenger RNA, 2669 nt
Organism: Arvicola amphibius (Eurasian water vole)
Lineage: Eukaryota; Metazoa; Chordata; Mammalia; Rodentia; Cricetidae
Gene: Rxrb
Product: retinoid X receptor beta
Exons: 10
Coding region: 180-1742 (520 amino acids)
Biological process (GO): cell differentiation; positive regulation of transcription by RNA polymerase II; retinoic acid receptor signaling pathway
Cellular component (GO): RNA polymerase II transcription regulator complex; nucleus
Molecular function (GO): retinoic acid-responsive element binding; nuclear receptor activity; zinc ion binding
Source: RefSeq, a predicted model, not a curated record